This is a messenger RNA of Tarenaya hassleriana, 1762 nucleotides long. Its product is annotated as dendritic arbor reduction protein 1. Gene Ontology annotation, molecular function: DNA-binding transcription factor activity. The record is from RefSeq and is a predicted model, not a curated record. The coding region runs from base 262 to 1638 and encodes 458 amino acids. The transcript is spliced from 6 exons. NCBI's taxonomy places the organism in Eukaryota, Viridiplantae, Streptophyta, Magnoliopsida, Brassicales, Cleomaceae.
UGAAAUCUGUGUCUCUUGCGACGGCCGUUAAGUUAACUGUCACUCCCGCCUUUCGCUUUGUUCUCUCUCUCUCUCUCUCUGUGUCUCUCUCGAACACACCCAUUCGUUUAUUUAAGCACUUUGAGGAUCAAACAUGUUUCUUCCUCUUGCACUCUCUCAAGCAUCUGAAACGGUGCUUGAGAGAUUCUCACUUCACUCCCCUUCGCUUUUAGUAAACCCCCCGACGGGUUCUGGUUCUGGUCCGAGAUCGAGCAUUCGUCAAUGGCGGGGGAUCCAAUGUCCGACGCUGACGACUCGUUCCAUGACCCUUACGACGGUCCUUUCACCGACGAAGAACUCUUCAAUAUCAUCUCAGACCCCGACCCCAGUCUCCUGGAUUUGUCUCUGAAUGAUCCAAUCAUUGGCGAUGCUAACCCUCCUCUUCCUCCUGCACCAAUGGAGACAAGCAUUAAUGUUAACAAUGUUGUUGGGGACCCGCCAUUGCCCGAAUUCCCUCACGGAUCGACUAACGAUCAGACUCUGUCGUGGACGAGGAUCGGAAUGUUGGGCGAUGAAGCCGUUGGAAAUGUCGGAGAUGGCAACAACAAUCUCGAAGGGAGUAGUUGGGAGAUUAGGGGUGAUCAUCUCCAUCAACAUCAACAUCAUCAGCAUCAGCAUCAUCCUCCUCAUCCUCACGAUCAACAUCAAUAUCAAUAUCAACAACAACAACAACAACAACAACAGCAGCAGCAGCAGCACCAGCAGCAGCAUCAACAUCAUCAUCAUAAUGCUGAGAGUUAUGAAGCGGGUGAGUCGUCUUCGAUGCCAGUCUCUGUUCGUCCACCACGGGGGGAGGGAGGCGCUUUCGUGUGCAAUUGUUGCCAACCCCUUCGAGAACUCAUUCACACCAAUGGUCAAGAGGUUACGAGACUUGAUAUCCACGGAAGAAUCGGGAUGAUCUGCCACGCGAAUCUCAUCAUCCAACCGGACAUAGCAACUUCCGAGGAGUAUGGAUACCAAACAUUCCAUUUCGGUAACCAAAGCAACGAGGAAGUGAAGGAGUUCUUAGAGCAGUACUGUGCAGAGAGGGCUCAGGCCGGUUUCUGGAUGGUUCAAGAUUCGCUCGCAUCUUUCUAUCAGAUGAUGAGCAUUGGUCUAGACAUGGACCCGCACGGCUUGGAGCCUUUCGACACCGGUUUGCAAAACUCCGCUUCUGAUGUGGUAGUACCGAUAGCGUCAACGUCUGCCGCCACUGUGUCUGCUGCGCCUGCGCAAGAGGAGCCGCCGCCGGUGAAGAACGAGCAGGCGGGACCGUCAAAGGAACGAGAGAAGAAGAAAACUCCUCUCGCUGCUCAGAGGGAAAGAACGGGGAAGCUAACGCUGAAGGACAUUGGAAAAUACUUUCACCUUCCGAUAGAAGAGGCGGCCAGGACGAUGAAGCUGUGCCCUACGGUGGUCAAGAAGAUUUGCAGGAGAGGAGGGUUAGCAAGAUGGCCUCACAGAAAGAUAAAGAGCGUGGAGAGGAAGAUGUCGACGUGGAGGAGUGUGAUAAGGACGACAAAGAAGCCGGAGGAGAGGGCUCGCGCUGAAGCCGAGAUCCAAAAGCUCGAGGCUGAGAUCGAUAAGAUUCGUUCUGACGCCCUUAGAGACUUUGAUUAAUUACUAAUUACUUUUCUUCAUAUUGGUUGGGGGGGCAAAACACGUUGUAAUAUUAAUUAAUUAUAAUAACAUGCCUCCUCCUCCUUAAUUUGUAGUGACAGAAACAAACGGAAUCGAUAAAUUG